CAACAGAAUGUGGCUGCUUGUGCACAGCUGGGUCCUGGACAUAUCGGGCCCCCACCCACAAAAGAUAUAGAAGUGUCAUCUGCCUACGUGAAGAAGAACAGCAAAGACAUCUGGAGCGAGGAGGAGGUGGCUGAGGCUUCCCAGUACGACGAUCUUGCUGACCUGCGGCCACGACCAGAGUAUGAAAUCAUCCUGAAGCAGAGUGUGGGGACAGAGGAUCUGUUCUUGGGCUUAAACAGAAAGGACCCGUCUUCCAUGUGCUGUGAAGCCAUGCUGGUGAAAAUCAAACUACCAGAAACGAAAGCAACAGAUGUGGUCCUGGAUGUAAAAGAAAAGUUCCUUGAUCUGCGGACACCAAAAUACAAACUGGGUCUUCAUCUCCCACAUCCGACCCACAGCCACGGGGGGAAAGCUCAGUUCUUCAGCGAGAGGGGGGAACUGGAGGUGACUCUGCUAAUGAAGCGGCCCUUAGAUUUUAUCAACAUGCACUGAGGAAGAAUGAUAAGAGACAAGUAUUCAAAAGACACAGAGCAGAUCUAAAACCAGCAUACAGUAGAGA
This is a messenger RNA of Plectropomus leopardus (leopard coralgrouper), 559 nucleotides long. The record is from RefSeq and is a predicted model, not a curated record. Lineage: Eukaryota; Metazoa; Chordata; Actinopteri; Perciformes; Serranidae.